Brassica rapa (field mustard) is the source of this 588-nucleotide messenger RNA. RefSeq lists its product as uncharacterized. The record is from RefSeq and is a predicted model, not a curated record. NCBI's taxonomy places the organism in Eukaryota, Viridiplantae, Streptophyta, Magnoliopsida, Brassicales, Brassicaceae.
UGUGGGAGUUGAAUUUUAACCGGUAGUUACGGUUUGACGUCGACGGUUCUAGAUCAAAUCAUAAAACCCAAACCGACUCGAUCUUCUUCCCGCAACUACACAAUCUGCUUUCCCAAUUCUCUCUCUCUCCUGUGAAACCCUAAACGCCGAUAGCAGAGAUGCAAAACUCGAGGAUCCCACCGUUUACUGAAUCGAAGAGAAAGAAGAUUCAUAACCCAAAGCAGCAUCCCUUGCCAUCACGAAUCUCGAAAAAGGCUUCAACGAGGAUCAAACCGUCCCAUCAGCCUGAGAUGUUUAGUUCAGAUUCGUCCGAGUAUAGAGCACUGAGGCGGAACUAUUUGCUGCUGGAGGAAGAAAGCUUCGCGUUGGAGAGAGAGUUGAAGGAAGUCGAAGUCGAGGUUAAAGCACUUGAAGAUGAGAAAGUUGAGCUUUUGGACAAACUUGUUGUAAUGGAAGGUUUAGUUGAUCCUUGAUCGGUUUAACCUAGCUCAUUCAUGUGUAGUUUAUGUACAAUCCAAACUCUAUAUCUUUUGGACAAACCCGUUGUAAUGGAAGGUUUAGUUGAUCAGUCAUGCUUAAGCAAAGCUA